Messenger RNA from Sphenostylis stenocarpa, 3045 nucleotides. NCBI's taxonomy places the organism in Eukaryota, Viridiplantae, Streptophyta, Magnoliopsida, Fabales, Fabaceae. The record is from the annotation of a GenBank genome assembly.
AUGGAGGGAGAAGAAGGGUUGCUAUGGAAAUCGGAGCCACAACGCGAGUCCAUCCUCUCCGUCACGCUCGCUCGUGCCAUCACUUCUCUUCUCGCUUCCCGUCCCAGGAAGCUUCACGACUCUAUUUCUCGCCUCUCCUCACACUCUUCGCUCUCCCGCACUUCACUCGCUUCCCUCGAAGACUCUCUCUGGUUCUUCCACAGUUACGUAACCGACGCUGUGACCAACAAUUCCUCCCUCGACCAAGUCCUUCUUCCAAUUAUCGACAGUGUGUUGAAGUCCAAGCACGGUGACCAAGCUAUGGUGCUGUUGAACUGGCUCUUCCGUGACGCGCUUCUUUUCCAACCCGUUGCCGAGGCUCUCGCUGGCGUCGUCACCAGAAAGCCCGUCCACGACCGCUACGUGUUGCUUGGUUGGUGUCUCCUUCUUCGGAAUCUCGUUGAAUUUGAGAGUUCCGCUCACCAAUCCAUGUUUGGUGGGAUACGGGAGAGGUAUAGAGAUUUGUUAAAGAUACUCUCCACCUGCCUUCCGGAUUUGGUCAGCAUUGUGAGUAAAGGAAGCACUUUGCGGGAUGGUUUUGAGUUGCCAUCUCGCUUUGGAGUGUCUGCCGCGGAUUGUUUUUUGUCCCUUUCGGAAGCAUUAACAAAAGUGGCCGACAUUAGAAAGUCAAAAUUAAAUACAAGAGCAAAAGAUCAGACAAUCAAUUUUGUACAAUCUCCUACUAUUGACAAGAAGGAGAAAUUGGAUUCGAAAUCUUUGAUGUCAAUCAUGGAAAGGGACUAUACACUGUGGCAUCAUUUAAAUGACAUUAUUUGUUUGGUGCAAAGGCUCCUUUCUUGGAGCAAGAAAAGUCGUUUUUUACAUGCCAAAGGCUUGGAGCAUGUCCUUAAAUGGCUGGAGGAGAUAAAGGAUCACCAUGGGUCCUUCCAACAUGAGGCAGCAUUGAAGACAGAUUCUAAUUCUCUCAAGACUGGAGAUUUACUGCUCUCUUCUUGCUGGAAGCAUUAUAGUGUGCUACUACACCUGGAAGAUAAGAAGUUCUCUCAGCAUUAUAAGGAACUGUUGGACCAGUAUAUAUCUGGCAUCCAGUAUUAUAUGGACAACCACACUACUGGUGGUUAUACUGACAACAAUGAUGGUGGAUUGGAGACCAGAAAGUUCUUUUUGAAUUGUUUAUGCCUGCUUCUAGGACGUCUGGACAUCAAGAGAUUUGAAAGCACCGUGUCGGAAUUCGGGAUGACUAUCUCGCGCAUUCUAGUACCACAGCUUAAUUGCACUGAUGAAGAUGUGAUAUCUGGGGUUGUUUCAAUACUCAAAGCUAUCAUUCUGAGGCCAGAUUGCUCGCAUGAAGAUGCACUUACUGACAGUAGGAAGGAAAAUAGUGUGGUUCCUUUUCUGCUUCACCUUUUAGAUGAGCGGGAUGGUACAGCUAAAGCUGCUGCUAUGCUGAUAGCUGAAUACUGCUCAAUGAGCAAAGAUGAUCAGUGUCUAAUGGAAGUUCUACAGCGCCUUGGUUCUGGAAACAUUUCCCAGAGAAGAAAUGCUAUGGAUGUCAUAUCAAAAGUCGUACAUAUAUCAUCAAAGCAAGAUAUAGCCAACAAAUUGCUAGAGAAGCUUGGAGACGAAGAAACUAUGAUUCGUGAGCAGGCAUCCAAAGUACUUCCAAUGUUAGACCCUUCAUUGUACUUGCCUGCACUGGUUGGUCUUGUCUACUCAUCAGAUGAAAGUGAAUCAAUUGCUAGUGAUUCCAUCGUUGAGGUUCUCAAACAUCACAACCAGAGAAUUGAAGUUCAAGACUGGAACAUAUUAAUUGGACCACUGGUCGACAAGAUGUUUGCAGAUCCAUCAAAUGCGACUCUUGUCAAAUUCUUGAGCUAUAUAAGUGAAAACUUGGCAAAUGUUGCUGAUCUUGUAUUGCAUCAUGUUCUGUUGCAUGUUAGAGAACAGAAACAGAUUGAUGGAAAUUUCUUAACAAGAUGGGAGCAAAGAACCUACACAAGUGAUGAGUUUGAAGAAUUGCAGCGAUCACUGUUUGAGCAUCUGUGCCCUUUGCUCAUAAUUAAGAUUCUUCCCCUGAAAACUUUCAACGACCUCAAUUCAUCCAUUAUGUAUGGGCAUCUCAGUAAAAUCAUUAUCCAGGAGGAUGCAGCACGCAGGGAGACUGAUAUUGGUUAUGAUUGCAUUGCUACUUUCCUUCUGAACAGGGCUUUUUGUGAGUUUGAAUUUGAAGACGUUCGGAAGCUUUCUGCGGAGCUGUGUGGACGCAUUCAUCCACAAGUCAGAGGCUGGGAGUCACUUUCUCAUCCUUCAAUGUGUGCAAUUAGAAGGAUGAUUGAAACAGUAUUGCUAUGGCCUUGUCUGAAUGGUGAUUCAGUUUCUAAAGCACAACAUGGAUGCAUUGAUUGUCUAGCACUGAUGAUAUGUGCUGAACUGCAAGCUAAGGAAUCAAUCACCUCUUACAUGCCAGACAAAGUUAGGGCUCUUGGAAAGGAAGGGAAGUCUGUUGUCGCUUAUGUGAUCAAUCAGUUCUUUAACUACAAGAAUGAACGAACUUCAACUCCAGAGUUUGGGGAUGAAAACUCAGAAUUUGAUGCUGCAGUUUCUCUCCCUUUUCGUCUCUGUAUGGGUAAUGUUCUCAUUAGCACUUGCCAGAAGAUAUCAGAAUUUUGCAAGAAGCCCUUCGCAGCACAAGUUAUUCCUUUUCUCUUUCAUUCUCUUGAGUUGGAAACGAAGUCAGAGAUUAGAACAGCAUGCACCCAGGUCCUAUUUUCAGCCGUCUAUCAUCUAAGAUCUGCAGUUCUUCCUUAUGCAUCUGACCUUCUCAUAAUCGCCCUGAAAGCCCUGAGGAAGGAGUCAGACAUGGAAAGGAUGGCAGGUGCGAAGCUCAUAGCUUCACUUAUGGCCAGCGAUGAUAUGAUUUUGGAAAACAUAUCUGUUGGACUAUUAGAAGCAAGGUCUUUACUCUCAACCAUAUCCUCGUCGGAUCCUUCUCUUGAGUUACAACUGCUAUGCCGCAAGUUGCUAGCAUGCAUAUCUUCUACCUGA